Molecule: messenger RNA, 951 nt
Organism: Parastagonospora nodorum SN15
Lineage: Eukaryota; Fungi; Ascomycota; Dothideomycetes; Pleosporales; Phaeosphaeriaceae
Exons: 2
Coding region: 1-951 (316 amino acids)
Source: RefSeq, a predicted model, not a curated record
AUGUCGUUCUCUACACGCGUUCUGCGCCUUCUGCUCGUCAGCAUCUUCUUCACAUUCGCUACUCACGUCCUUGCGCAAUCUGCUUCAGCGACAAGCCCAACUACCCCACCUGUUACCAGCAGCAGAGUUCCUCCCAGGGGCAACGGCACAUCCACAACUAGGCCUCCGUCAGUCUCGACUGAUGGCCCUCCUGAUGUUCUCCUACAGGUCCCAGAACUGCACGUUGGUCGAAUUGAGUUGGUGGUAGAGAAGCUGCAAGCCGAUCUAAAUCUCAACGCAAAGGUUGCAGGCCUCGUGCAAGUCAAUGCCGGUGUCCAAGUGGCAGUGGAGAAGGUCAACAUCACAAUCGCCGAUGUCGAUGUUAACCUUGAGCUCGUUGUCCGACUUGGAAACCUAGUCAACAUUGUCGAGCGUGUCUUUGAUUCUCUAGACCUCAACCCGCUCCUCAUCAGCUUGAUUGGCAACGUAACGGACUUGGUUGGCGAAGUCAUUGGCGCAGUAGACGGAUUGCUCGGCUCCAUUACCCAGAAUGGAAAGACACUAAACUUCCUGGUCGAUAAUCUUGGAAACAUUGUCCAGGAAGUCGUUGGAGCUGGUGGUGACGCCCUUUCGCAGAUUGUCGGUAACUUCAAGGUAAGCUCACCCACCAAGAAAGAUGUGGUGUCCAGAGGGCUAACCCACUCACAGUUGAACAUGACCGAGGUUGAAGGCAGUGUGAAGCAAGUUGGCCAAGGACUUACUCAGACCACCUACAAUUACGAUGCUCUUGGUUCGCUCGUGGAUAUCAUCACCAACACCGCGGGUCAAGUUGUUCAGGCUGUAGUACAGAAGCCGAAAGGUGGAAGUGGUGGCGGCGGAGGUGCUUCUUCCAGCAGUAUCCGUCCAUCUGGAUCUGCGACGCCGAUGCCAGUUACGCUCUCCGACAGAGCGCGCGCGACUACUGCGCCGUAG